CCCCCACAUCACUGCCAAAUUUCUCUCUCGCGCAGUGAGUGCGUGUCUACGGGGUCAAUUGCUGCAAAUGAUGAACUCUCGAGAUAUAGUGCUGGUUUCAACUGCCACAAUUUUUGGUGCGGCGGCUUCUGCUAUCGCAUUUCGCCGAUUUUUCCGCUCCAACUUCCGCAAUAAGCGCUUCUCUGCAAACGGCGUCGUUGACGGGAGGAAACCCUCUCCACAGAACCCGUAUGAUCCCACCAAACGAAAAGGAUAUUUGUCAUGGGAUGAUUAUUUUAUGGCUAUUGCAUUUCUAUCCGCUGAACGAUCCAAGGAUCCUAACAGGCAGGUUGGAGCUUGUUUGGUGAGUCAAAAGGGCAUCAUUCUUGGCAUCGGCUACAAUGGGUUCCCACGUGGUUGUUCAGAUGACAAGCUUCCCUGGUCUAAGAAAUCCAAAAAUGGGGACCCCCUAGAGACUAAGUACCCUUAUGUAUGCCAUGCUGAAGUCAAUGCUAUCUUGAAUACAAAUCAUGCAUCUGCUUCGGGACAAAGGCUUUAUGUUACUAUGUUUCCUUGCAAUGAAUGUGCAAAGAUAAUUGUUCAGUCAGGUGUCUCGGAAGUUAUUUAUUAUGUGGAAAAGAGGUUGGAUAAUUCAGAAACCGUCUAUGCUGCUUCUCACAAACUUUUAUCCAUGGCUGGUGUAAAAGUAAGGAGACAUCAACCACAAAUGGAUCAGAUUUCGAUCAAUUUCAAGGAGUUUUAGAUGUACAUAUGAUGGCUGCAGUCGCACGCAUGAACAGAGGCAACAAUACAAGACUGAGAGUGAAUGUUGCUUGCCAUGAAAGAGGGAAUGGAUGCCUAAUGAAAUGCAGAGUAAGGCUUUUAGCUAAAAUGGUUACUGCUUCCGGAGUUUUUAAGGAUUGAACCUCCUAUUGUAUUCUUGUAAUUGUAAUGCACAUGUUGAGAUUCUAUAUUUGUAGUCCCAACUGUGGUAUUAUGUAUAAAGUACAUUUGGUUUGA
Molecule: messenger RNA, 999 nt
Organism: Olea europaea var. sylvestris
Lineage: Eukaryota; Viridiplantae; Streptophyta; Magnoliopsida; Lamiales; Oleaceae
Product: deoxycytidylate deaminase-like
Exons: 10
Coding region: 68-742 (224 amino acids)
Molecular function (GO): hydrolase activity; zinc ion binding
Source: RefSeq, a predicted model, not a curated record